UCAAGUCUAGGGUAUGAGAGAGAGCACAUACAGUUAGUCACAGUAAAAGCUCAGUCAGUAGCUAUGUCUAGGAGAGAAAGGGUUAAACACUGAAAGACAGGGCCAAGUGGAACAUCAGUAGAAGAAGAACAUUGCAUUGUUGUCAGCAGCAGCUCAGCUGAUGUCCCCCUCCAUGAAGGUGCCACAGCUAAACACAGAGUCAGGCCAGGUGUACCUUCUAGGAAUAGAAAAAACAGAGAGAGAACAUAAAGUUAAAAGCUGAAAUAACAGCAAACAAAAAAUAAUAACAAUAACAGCAACAAAAAAUCAGAGUAGUAUAAGAAUGUAGUAGAGAGAAGAACAGUAGUCAUUAUGUCCUCCAGCAGCCUAAGCCUAUAGCAGCAUAAGUACAGAGAUAGCUCGGGAUAACCUAAGCCACUCUAACUAUAAGCUUUAUCAAAAAGGAAAGUUUUAGGCCUAGCCUAAUAUUUAUAUGCAGAAAUGCUGCUCAGAUUUCUAGCAUUUCUGUGCAGGACCACUGACCCCUGCCCUACACACAGGUUGCUGACCCCUGGCUGAUGUAACCUGUCAUCAUGAGGUGUGACUAAAAUAAGCUUUUACUUUGAAGGUGUGCCAGGAAGCAGCCGUGCGGAUGGACUCAGGUUGACUAUAGGUUAUGUUUCAGACUGGCAGAGGCGGCUGUUGUUGGGAUAUGAUUUCGUUUUUCUUUCUUAACCUUCUGGACUGUGGAAACAUGUGACCUCUGUGGGUUGGUCCCGCUUUAAGGGGAUCUUUUGGUUAAACCCGGUUCUGUUUGAGUGUCUGUGCGCGGCGUUGUUCUGGUGGACCUUCAGACAGUUUAAUCCUCCAGGUUGCCAUGAUGUGACUGAAAUCAGCUGUUAAAGAAGAUCAUGUUGGAGUGUGAUCAGACUCUCUUUCUGCUGCUAUCUGAGCGCUGCAGAAUCCACACUCUGCCUCUUAUUUACCUGCUGGUUCAGCUCCCUUUGGCUCUUGGGUCCCUGCCUGCACCAGUUAACCUUAACGUCAAAUCUCUGAACCUCCAUCAUGUCCUCCACUGGGAGCCGGGGCCCGGCAGCCCCCCAGGGACGCAGUUCUGGAUCUUUAAGGGGGUUCUUGGCAGAAACCUGAAACCGGUUCGAAGACCAACAACAUCAACGUCCUCUAAGCUGAAACUGCAAAUCAUGGAUAAAUACGAGCUGGCUGUCCAGGCGUCCUACAAUAACACCCGGUCUCCUCUUUCUGACAAGAUCACCUUUGAACCCCUGUGCAGCACUAUAGGUCCUCCACUGCUUUCACUGGCUGGAUGCGGAUCGUGUAUCCAGAUAAACAUUUCACUGCCGGAUGAAAUCCAGAGGCAGUAUGACAGCAGCUACAGAGUGCAGUGGAGAAAAGGAAAAGAUGGAGAAAUACUGGAGCUGGAAAAACGUGAGAAGAGCUUUUAUCUCGAGAACCUGGAGAAAGAUGUGGAGUACUGCGUGCAGGUGGACAUCAAAACUCGUGUAAACAAGAACACCCUGCCGUCUGGGUGGAACUGCAGCUUCACCAGCAUUCCAGAACCAAAAACUGGAAUGUUGGUUUUAGUCAUCGUAACAGCUCUUUUGAUUUUUUUGCUGAUUGUCCUGACAAUGGGAAUCUUCUGCCUGCACUACACCGGAUUCCUGUGUAAGCUGAAGGAAAUGCCCACAGCCCUCAUGUUCAUUUUGUGCCCAGACUACGUCUUAACCCCAAACAACAUGGUCUUGAACCAGGUCACCAUCAUCUCCCAACCAGUAAAAUCUAGGAACUGUCCAAUAAUGUCUCAUCCUUCCAACGGGGCAUCUAACUCAGAGGACGAAGAUGGUGAAGAGGAAGAUGCAGCAAAUUUGUACAUGGACAGAAAUGCAGAACUUUCUUCAGGUAGAGGUUCCCACCAGGACUCUGCUAAUGCUAGUGUGAACCCGGGCGAGGAUGUGAGGAUGGAUUCUGGUAGUUUCACGGAGAAGCAGCCUGCAGUGUUGGAGGAACAGCAGGUGGAGUCAGGUCAUUGUGAGGCCAAAGCAGUGCAGGAUUCCUUCAUGCACGAUGGAAAUCAAUCUGGACCUCAGGUACGAGUGAUGGUUCAAGAGGAGGAAAUGAAGACAGGGACUCAGGACGUCUCUGGGGAUGUCAACCUAUUCUCGGUCACCUUCGCCUCAAUGGCCACAUGUGAUGAAGGUGAGAUAGAAGAGGAGGAUGACUCAGAAAACUCUUCCACAAACUUCCUAAGAAUAUACACCCUGAAACCUCUGAGCCAGAUGGAUUCUCAGUGUGAACAGGAUGAUCCGGUAUCUGCACCAUUAAGGCAUGCCUCAGAGGAGAACUUCACAGAGUCUGGAUAUGAUGGCAAAUGUGCAGACUCCUGGAUGGAUUGCAAGGAGGAGGAGGAAUUAUCUGAGUAUCUGACACACAAAUAAAACAUCUGUGGUACUGUAUGUUGUAACAGUAGCAGAUCUGAAGGUUCGUUUCUGUUUCUACAACUUUGUCUGUGAACCAAAGCACUGGACGAAGGUCUGCAGUCAUUUCUUUUCCUUUGUGUGCUUUCAAACUGACGAAGUCCACAGUAUGAUGUCUGAAAUAGUUAUCCAAAACAUGGAUGGUAGUUUGUGGUCUCUGUAAGGUCUUUAUGUGUGUACUGAAAAAGCAGUGGUCUCUCUUGUAAAUGUGAGUUUUUAAGCAUUAACAAAACUUCCCUAGAGAGAGUAACAGGGUCCUCAAUCAGUGUAAACUGAGGUUAUUUUCCUCUGAGGAGGCUUUCAUCUAACAGGUGCAUGUUAAGAUAGAGGUCUUUGAAUUCACAUUUAGUCAGCCAACAGCUGCGCAUUCAUAUUUACUCUGUUAACUCCUGCUCUCUUACUGCAAGCCAUCUGUACCUAAGAGUCAGGAAAAUCAGCUGGAAUCCCACCUAUGUCAGUGUUGAAAUCCAAUAUGGCGACCAGGAAGAUAAACAAAUGAUAGCUGCAAACAUCUUGUUUACAUCCAGCAUCAGAAGGUGCACAAAGUUUACUAAACUCUUCAUGGGCUUGGAGGUUCACCUGGAGAAUGAUGCUGAUCAAACAGCCUCAUAUAGCUUAAUUUUAGGUAGUAACUCAGUUGAGAAACAGGUUUACAAUGAGCUAAAAUAACUUCUUGCCUCGGUAAGAAAGAUGCUGACAUCUGAUCUAUUAGAAUUUCUCCUUUUUUUUUUCAACCUCACUUCAACAAGUGUUCAGUCUAUUACGGGUAACACACUGACUUCCGUUAACUACCACACAGAACCCCAAUACAAAAACCAACCAUCCCAAUAAGGUGGUUGUGACGUGGUCCUCAGGUCUGUGUUCUGAUCUAUGAGGAAAGGUAAUUUUACAGACAUCUACCAUAAAUACCAUUAAACUACUCUUCAUAGGAGCAUUAUCUAAAGUGAGUUUGUCAGAUUCUAUGCUGAUGAUACAUUUGUGCAAACACAUAAUCCAGCCGUAACGGAUCCAAUGUGGAUUUCGGAUGGGCAUCAGUGCUCCAAGUUUUAUCAGUGUCUGUAUUUCCUGUCCUUCAUUUCAUGUUUUUGUUCAUAUUUCAUGUUUUAGGAUCAGCUAGUUUAUGUUGUGACCAAAUAAACCUGCUUAGUGCCUCAGAAAUAAGACAAAUGUUUAUCUGCUUCACCUGUUUUACAGGUGAAAAUGUGCUAAGAUGCAAAAUUAAAAAUCUGUGAAAGUUUUCA
This is a messenger RNA of Girardinichthys multiradiatus, 3712 nucleotides long. Its product is annotated as interferon lambda receptor 1-like. The record is from RefSeq and is a predicted model, not a curated record. NCBI's taxonomy places the organism in Eukaryota, Metazoa, Chordata, Actinopteri, Cyprinodontiformes, Goodeidae. The coding region runs from base 891 to 2432 and encodes 513 amino acids. Gene Ontology annotation, molecular function: protein binding. The transcript is spliced from 8 exons.